AUGUCAGAUGCACAGGAUCCAUUGCUGGCAGCUUUAAAUGGUGGUGGAAGGGAAUCAAGGGGAGAAACUGAACAACCGGCUCCUAAUGCAGAUGUGGCGGUUAACCCAGAACAAGAUGCUCGUAAUAAAGCUUUGUCCCAAUUCAAAAAGAAGCUUCUUGAGCAUAGACGGUAUGAUGAUCAAUUGAAGCAGAGGAGACAAGAUAUACGAGAAUUGGAAAGGCAAUAUGAAAAGACAGAACAAGAUAUUAAGGCCCUACAAUCUAUUGGCCAGCUUGUCGGUGAAGUGAUGAAAGAGCUUUCAGAAGAAAAGUACAUUGUCAAGGCUUCUAGUGGACCAAGGUAUAUAGUAGGUGUGAGAAAUAGUGCUGACCGUUCCAAAUUGAAGAAGGGUGUCAGGGUUACAUUAGAUAUAACGACGUUAACCAUCAUGAGGAUCUUGCCUCGCGAAACCGAUCCACUGGUCUAUAAUAUGACGACAUUUGAGCCAGGUGAGAUCAGUUUUGAUGGAAUUGGUGGUUUGACUGAGCAGAUAAGAGAACUAAGAGAGGUCAUCGAGUUGCCUUUAAAGAAUCCUGAAAUUUUCCAGAGAGUUGGUAUUACGCCACCAAAGGGUGUUCUAUUAUAUGGCCCACCAGGUACGGGUAAAACCUUGCUUGCCAAGGCGGUUGCAGCCACCAUUGGAGCCAAUUUCAUCUUUUCUCCAGCUUCUGGUAUUGUGGACAAGUAUAUCGGUGAGUCUGCUCGUAUUAUCAGAGAAAUGUUUGCAUAUGCGAAGGAGCAUGAACCAUGUAUUAUAUUCAUGGAUGAAGUUGACGCAAUCGGCGGUCGUAGAUUCAGCGAAGGAACGUCUGCGGAUCGUGAAAUUCAGCGUACAUUGAUGGAACUACUCACCCAAAUGGACGGUUUCGAUAAUUUGGGUCAAACGAAGGUCAUUAUGGCCACCAAUAGACCAGACACAUUAGAUCCUGCAUUGUUAAGACCGGGUAGAUUGGACAGAAAGAUUGAAAUUAGUCUUCCAAAUGAAGCCGGUAGGUUAGAGAUUUUCAAGAUCCACACAGCUAAGGUGAAGAAGAAUGGUGAAUUCGACUUCGAAGCUGCAGUCAAGAUGAGCGAUGGCUUCAAUGGUGCCGAUAUCCGUAACUGUAUUACAGAGGCUGGUUUCUUUGCCAUCAGAGAUGAUCGUGACCACAUUAUUCAGGAAGAUUUGAUGAAAGCUGUUAGAAAGGUUGCGGAGGUAAAGAAGCUAGAAGGUAAGUUAGAAUACCAGAAACUCUGA
Molecule: messenger RNA, 1278 nt
Organism: Eremothecium sinecaudum
Lineage: Eukaryota; Fungi; Ascomycota; Saccharomycetes; Saccharomycetales; Saccharomycetaceae
Gene: RPT4
Product: proteasome regulatory particle base subunit RPT4
Exons: 1
Coding region: 1-1278 (425 amino acids)
Biological process (GO): positive regulation of RNA polymerase II transcription preinitiation complex assembly
Cellular component (GO): cytosolic proteasome complex; proteasome regulatory particle, base subcomplex
Molecular function (GO): proteasome-activating activity; ATP binding; ATP hydrolysis activity
Source: RefSeq, a predicted model, not a curated record